This is a messenger RNA of Klebsormidium nitens, 1514 nucleotides long. NCBI's taxonomy places the organism in Eukaryota, Viridiplantae, Streptophyta, Klebsormidiophyceae, Klebsormidiales, Klebsormidiaceae. The record is from the annotation of a GenBank genome assembly.
CUUGAUUCGAAGCAACUUUGGCCCUGCAAAGCCGAAGGGGGGCAACUUCGAAAUGCUCUGCGCCAUCUGCUUGCUCCUUCAUUCUUAGAGAAAGGAGUUGCGGAGGCCAGAAUACAAGGAAGGGCGCAUGCGUCUUUUUCUUCUGCAUCCAACAAUCUAGUUUCCCCAGCUGUGCGUUAGGACCUGCAUCAGGCCGAUAAGUUUGAAUCUUGUUUACCUUCCAGCCUACGCGGCAGGAGUUUCUCAUAGAGUCGUUGAAGCUAACAUUGUCCUUUUGCGAGCGUGACUUUCUGCAAUAAGUUGCUUGUGCUGAGCGACUUCUUGGGGGAUUUCUGCCGUCUGUGAAUAUUGAGCGGCCCCUUUUGCCCAGCAUGGAAGGGGGUGCAACCACUGGAUCGAAUCCUAGAACAGUGGAGGAAGUCUUUGAAGACUUUCGGGGCCGGAGGGCUGGAAUGCUGAAGGCCUUGACGUCAGAGGAAGAGCAGUUCUAUCGGCAAUGUGAUCCAGAGAAGGAGAAUCUCUGCUUGUAUGGUUUCCCUGACGGCUCCUGGGAAGUCAACCUUCCUGCUGAGGAAGUCCCCCCAGAGCUGCCUGAGCCCGCGCUAGGUAUCAACUUUGCAAGGGAUGGCAUGCAGCGAAAAGACUGGCUUUCUCUGGUGGCCGUGCACAGCGAUGCGUGGCUGCUGGCAGUGGCCUUCUACUACGGGGCCCGGUUCGAUAAGUUUGAAAGGAAGCGGCUCUUUGUCCUCAUCAACGAGCUCCCGACUGUGUUUGACACUGUGACCGGAAAGAAGGCGCCCAAGGGAGACAAGCAUGAUGCAAAGAGUAACAAGUCGAAGAACAGUACGAAGAGCGGAGAGCACCAGAGUAAGAAGCAAAAGACAGUGACGGACGACGAGGAAGAGGACGACGAGACGUUCUGCGGGAUCUGCGGCGGGCCCUACUCGCAGUCCGAGUUCUGGAUAGGUUGCGACAUCUGCGAGAAGUGGUACCAUGGUCGCUGCGUGAAGAUCACGCCUGCAAAGGCUGAGCACAUCAAGCAAUACAAGUGCCCAGCGUGCCUGGGGAAGAAGUAAUAGGUGGGGUAGCGAUAAGAAAGACUGUUGCCGCAUGUUUGGGGUAAGACUCGGGGGAUAUCACCGGGUUCAAGACGUGUGGCACGCUCACAUUGGCAGGCACGCAGGAUCACUGCCGGCCUCAUACCCAAUGGGCUGUCAACGUAUGCGGAGAACCAAGAUUAGCACGAAGUGCAGGUUGUGAACUUUGAUAUGUUAGGUGAAGCACUUUUGGGCUGCAUGACUAGCUAAGCAGCUGGAUGUGUGCCUUUCUAGCUUGUUCUUGCAAAGACAAUUGAGGGCAGCUGUCUACAAUUCAACAAUAUGGGCAUGCUCAUCAACCAAGACGUUUAUAUUUCCACUUGUCACCCUCGUUACCGAUUUCAAAAAAGUAGCAAAAACACAAUCAUGACUACUGUUGUGGAUCACUAAAUGGCAGCAAGGAUUGAUGGUUCACUG